Molecule: messenger RNA, 1408 nt
Organism: Dermacentor andersoni
Lineage: Eukaryota; Metazoa; Arthropoda; Arachnida; Ixodida; Ixodidae
Source: RefSeq, a predicted model, not a curated record
UCGUACUGAGCUCAAAUACCGUUGUUUUAUAGACACGAGCGGCCUUCAGCAUUGACAUGGCCAGUCACGCUGUACUUGCCGCGCUGCUUAUUGCCAGUGGGACCACGUUCGGCGGGGGAAGUCCUGAAUCAUAUGAGCACUCGGGGUCGGCUACGCGCACCUCUGAGCCCCACAUCACCGGAGCGAGAGUAAAGGAACAUCUGCCGAACAGAGAGAGAAGGGCCGCCCAUGAUGUGGAUCCAUCAGGAAAUAUUGGAGACCGAAACAAACCAUUAAAUUGCGAGACAGAGGGCUACUCAUGUCUUCCGAGGCAUGUGUGCAAGAAUUACAUGUUCAUACCCUUUUUAUUCGGCUGCACCAACGGAAAGGUGUGCUGCGAGAAGACUGAAAGAGAACAGCCUAUGUAUAUCUAUACAUUGAAACUGACUGUGGUCUGCUGCGGACCACCAUCAGUGGCACUUCGCUCCUCGAAGAGACAGGACGAGUCGACCAGAGGCACCAGCUGCCUCACAGAAGCCGCUUACCAAGGAGUAUGCGUGCCCAAAAAAAGCUGGGAUAACUGUGUCUCAAGAGAGCCCACCAGCGACUGCCCGCUUAGCCAAGUAUGCUGCCGAAAUUAAAGCAAGCGGAGCGCCGCGAAUCGGCCGUCAUUCACCGACGAGAUUAAAGGAAGGUUGCACGGCACACGCCAAGCUACACAGAUCUAAUUGUUUUUCAUUAGUGCAAGAGCAGCGGGUGCAUCGACGAACAGAAAGAAAACGCUUAGUGCGCUCAUCCUUCAAGCCGUAGUACUUGCAGGCUUCAAAGCAUUAUUGUAACUUAGCACAUAGGUAAUUAUUUAAACAUUCUUCCAUACCAUGGGCGGUAUUCUGACCAACUUUUCGUUUUUCUCUAUGCAGACUCUUGCACAAACGUACUGACGCCAGUGUUACAUACAUUAAGCAAUGAAGGAUAAAAUGAACACUUUAAAGACGGCACCAGAAAAGCUCCUCAUUUUCGCAUUUGGUGGAACUAGUCAGAAAUGAAAGAAAUAUUAAUAAGAAGCGAUAUUAAUUUUUUGUUCAGAAAUAAUUGUUACGGCGAUCACGGAAUUUAGAAGCUUUAUGAUCACACAGAUGUAAUCUGGAAGGUCAUUCUAUAAUCGGAUAGCUCGCAACAGGGCCGAUGAGUUAGAAGCAUCUGUAUUUCUGUAAAUGCGCGCGACGCUGAUGUCACUGUGUAAACUGCAUGAUGACCGAUUUGAAGGUUUAAAAUGAACAGAUACUACUACUGUAAACAAGUUUGUGAUAUAAGGAUAAUAAGACAGUGUCACAUCAGACGGUUAAUGGCGGAAGUGAAAGAUGCAGUUUAGAUUGUGUUACACGUGAUUGAAGGCUGUAAUUACUUGAAAUAAAUCUACUGGCCCUGC